Molecule: messenger RNA, 153 nt
Organism: Dovyalis caffra
Lineage: Eukaryota; Viridiplantae; Streptophyta; Magnoliopsida; Malpighiales; Salicaceae
Source: the annotation of a GenBank genome assembly
AUGGAACCACUCAUCCUUGGCUGUCGGCAUUUGGCAUUUGCAUAUUUUGUUAGUAAGGAUUUGUCACCCACUGUCCCAAGCUGGCUCCUGGACCCAAUUGGACCUGGAACCGGCAGCAUUUUUGGCGCUCCUCUGAAUCCGCAUCGGAAAUGA